AUGUCCUCAGAAAAACAGCCAGUCUUCGUCUUGGUCCCCGGUGCCUCUCAGAACCCAGCACAAUAUGGCUACUUACUCCACCUUAUCCAAUCGGCCGGCUAUGGAGCGAGUACAGGCUUGCUCCCCAGUAUCGGUGCCCGAGAACAAGUGACCGCCGCCGAUGAUGCUGAGUAUAUUCGCGAAAGGCUUAUUUUGCCCGUGCUGGAUGUCGGAAACCAUGAUGUGAUCUUGAUCAGUCAUUCAUACAGCGGGAUGCCCGCAAGCGCGGCAGCCCGGGGCCUUGGUCCCGCCGACCGGGCCGCCGAGGGCAAAACCACCUCAGUUUUGGGCCAGAUCUUCAUUGCAACUCUUUUGCCCCGAGGUGGAGACAAUUUGAGCGUUAUCGAUGGAUUUGGCGGCAAUUUACCUCCACACAUGUACAAAGAUAACGAGAAGGUAACCAGCCCGACACCACCACAGGAAAAAGAAAACCUUCUUAAAUGCGACGAACCCAAGCCUCCUCUCUUCUACGACGUUGAACCUCUCCUCGCCGAAGGCGCCACCCAAGGCUCCCUCAGCCAGGGACUCACUUCCUUCUCAAGUCCCUGCCCCGAGGCUAGCUGGUACACGGAUGCCUUCAAGAACCGCGUCGCUUACAUUUACACCGUCAAUGACCACGCUGUUCCAUACGAGGCGCAGAAGAUGAUGGUUGGGGCUACUGGGGUAGAGUUCAUCACCCGCGAGAUCGCCAGUGGUCAUAGCGCGCAGCUAUCGAAACCCGAGGAGCUGACCAAGAUCAUUCUGGAGUUGGCUGCGCAGUGGUAG
Molecule: messenger RNA, 804 nt
Organism: Penicillium verhagenii
Lineage: Eukaryota; Fungi; Ascomycota; Eurotiomycetes; Eurotiales; Aspergillaceae
Product: alpha/beta hydrolase
Exons: 2
Coding region: 1-804 (267 amino acids)
Source: RefSeq, a predicted model, not a curated record